AUGGCAACAACUGGUAUAAAGAAGACUGUCAAGGUUGUGGUUGUAGGAGAUGGCGCUGUUGGAAAGACAUCAUUGUUGAUCCUUUAUACUACAAAGGCAUUCCCAAGGGAAUACGUACCAACUGUAUUUGACAACUUUAACUGUUUGGAAAUGUAUGAGAACAAACCAGUGAACUUGGUACUCUGGGAUACAGCUGGACAAGAGGACUACGAUAACCUUAGACCAUUGUCAUAUCCACAGACUGAUGUAUUCUUGUUGUGUUACUCAGCAGUCAAUAGGGACUCGUUUGAUAACAUAAAGUACAAGUGGCUGAAGGAGAUCAGCCAGCACAAUGCAAAUACUCCAGUGCUGUUGGUCGCCACAAAGACUGACCUGCGAGACGACAAAAAGUACCUGGCCACACUGCCCGAGUCACAGAAGCCAGUAACACGCGAAGAGGGAGAAGCACUGGCAAAGGAGGUGGCAGCAGUCAAGUUCUUGGAGUGCUCCGCACUUACUGGAUUUGGAGUCAAUGAACUGUUUGCCGAUGCACUCAGGGCUGCGUUUGUCAAGCAACCAGUUGCAAAGAAGUCAUCAACUGCAUCGACGGCGGCAAAGGCACCCAAGCCAACAACAGAGAGGAAGUCAAGUUGGGGACUUUUCAAGAAGAAAGAUAAGGAUGCCGACAAGAAGAAGGCCACUGCUGCCAAGUAA
This is a messenger RNA of Acytostelium subglobosum LB1, 693 nucleotides long. RefSeq lists its product as hypothetical. Lineage: Eukaryota; Evosea; Eumycetozoa; Acytosteliales; Acytosteliaceae. The record is from RefSeq and is a predicted model, not a curated record. Bases 1 to 693 code for a protein of 230 amino acids. Gene Ontology annotation, molecular function: GTPase activity; GTP binding. The transcript has 4 exons. Gene Ontology annotation, biological process: small GTPase-mediated signal transduction.